Messenger RNA from Octopus sinensis (East Asian common octopus), 1771 nucleotides. RefSeq names its product transmembrane protein FAM155A-like. Gene Ontology annotation, molecular function: stretch-activated, monoatomic cation-selective, calcium channel activity. The record is from RefSeq and is a predicted model, not a curated record. Gene Ontology annotation, cellular component: plasma membrane. Gene Ontology annotation, biological process: calcium ion import across plasma membrane. Bases 289 to 1305 code for a protein of 338 amino acids. The transcript has 3 exons. NCBI's taxonomy places the organism in Eukaryota, Metazoa, Mollusca, Cephalopoda, Octopoda, Octopodidae.
AGUCUGCAAUCAUUAUUUGCGUCCCCUCGGUUUUUUUCCAUCUAUAGAGUUUGUUUUGUCUGUGAAUGAAAGAAACUGAUUGUAAUUAUUAUUAGUAUUACUAUAUACACGUACUUAUAAAAAUACAAUAUAUAUUUAGUAUAAUGUGAAUGUUUCCUUUUCUGAAUGUGGUAUGUAUAGUCGAAGGUGAGUUUCUCUGUGUGUGUAGUGUACAUGCUUAAAUGUUGAACCGUUGGAUUUUUAAAUGUUUUUCUCGUCGGGAUUCAACUGUUGGUCAACUACCGAACUAUGAUAUUAUUAUUCAACCAUGGAGAAGUGUCACCGUUAUGGGAUAAAACGCCGUUACCCACCAUUAUUCUACAAAGGAGGUGGUUCCGUCAAUGUCUGGCAACUCUGUUGUUGUGCGUGGUUUCUGGAUUUGUAUCGGGUUUAACCCCAGCCGAUGACAACGGCCCGGAUUACCUGACACCCUUCUGCACACCAAACCAGUGCCUUUUGGAAGGUUGGAAUAUUACAAAAGAAAUCUGUAAUCUCUCUGCUACAGAACGUAGGAUCAAAAUGCGCGAAACACGAUUGAAGUUUUGCACGUUGUAUACUUUGGAUUCUGUUAUAUCGGAUGUAGUGAAAAGCGUUCAAGGGGAUUAUGAACAGUGUGUAUCAAUCUUGGAUGGGAUUAAAAAUUUAGAUGAAUCUGUAUGUAAAAAAAACAGCUUCUUUCUAAACAUUGUCAAUAAAUUCGACUGCAAGGAAAAGUACUCGGUUAUAUGGAGGUGUACACACUGUGUGAAGGCAUACCGAGAAUGGUUAUGUGCUGUGUCUAUACCUUUCUAUGUUGAUGGGGUUUUUGUGAAGCCAUGCAACGCCUUCUGUUCCAAAGUUGAGGAAACUUGUCCCUUUUUUCGUCCGGCUCUAAAAGAAACUCAUGCGGGAGAUCCAAGUUUUAUAUGCAAAGAUCCCUUCAUUGCAAGUCAUAAAAAUUACAUUGAGGUUCUACGUGAUGGUGAAAAUAAGUCAGAUGAUGACAAUAACGUAUCGCAAGACUGCUACGAACGUUGUCACUUGGAAUCACAGCUUGCAGCUUCCCAAUCUACAACAGGCUGUGACAGCAUCCCUUCCCAAAAUGUAACUAAAUGUCGAGAGUUGCAACUGUUUGGCAAUCAUUCGGCUGUCAUGGCAGGUGGUUCUAGCCACCUCCUUUUAACAUUUAAAUCAUCAAGCAGCUUUUGGUGUAAUUUAGUUAAAUAUGUACAUAUAUUUUGGCUUUCGCAGACUUUAUAUCAAUAUUUGUCUGCUGGACUCACCUAGAAUUGGUUUUAGAAUUCUUUCCCUUAUGCUUCAUCUGUCCUAAAUUGUUUGUGUCCAUAGCUGGGGUUGUUAUAACUAAUUCCACUCAAAUUUAAAUACAAAAGAAGACAUAUACACAGAACAGAAAAUGUGUGUUUAGUUUAUAGACACACUUACAUUAAAAAUAGAAGUUGCCAAGAUAAAAAGAUAGGAAAAAGAAAAAUAUAUCUCUUUCAAUUUUCUGGCAGUAAAUUUUCUGUCCUUUUAGAUUUUCUGAAAAGAGAGGAAAAAAAAAAUUCUUUUAAUAAUUAUAGUGUUUGUGGUUAUAUAUAUAAAAAGAAAAACAGAAAAAAAAAAUCAAACAAAAAAUGUUUUAUCAAGGCAUUUGAUGUUUUGGUUAAGUAUUAAAAUUAUGGUUGAUGGCAUAUUCUUAGGUGUGCUCCAGUAAGAGAAAUUUGAAAAAGAAAGAAAAAAAACAACAACAAAA